Molecule: messenger RNA, 453 nt
Organism: Schizosaccharomyces japonicus yFS275
Lineage: Eukaryota; Fungi; Ascomycota; Schizosaccharomycetes; Schizosaccharomycetales; Schizosaccharomycetaceae
Product: ribosomal protein subunit L4
Exons: 1
Coding region: 1-453 (150 amino acids)
Biological process (GO): translation
Cellular component (GO): mitochondrial ribosome; mitochondrion
Molecular function (GO): structural constituent of ribosome
Source: RefSeq, a predicted model, not a curated record
AUGAAGAGAACACUUCAAUUGUUUGCUAGACAAACGAGAAGACAAAGGGUUUCCGCAAAACUGCCUACACCUAAGGCUUUCAAACCCGUCGAGGUAUCAGAAACGCAUCCUCUAUGGCAAUUCUUUCGAAAUAAACAGGCACUAUUCCCUCCUGAAGAAGAGGCCAAGUUCGGACGUGCUUGGACGGCAGAAGAACUUCGAAUCAAGUCUUUUGAUGAUUUACAUGGUCUGUGGUAUAAUUGUUUGCGUGAAAAGAACCUGCUUUCGACACAAUCAACAGAAUUGAGACGUCUUCAACUGGAUGUUCCGAAAGUACUGAAAGACCGUAACAAAACUGUCGGACAAACAAUGGCUCGUAUCAAGUUUGUUCUAUGGGAGCGACAAAGAGCUUACGAAUCUGCAAAAGAAUCAGAGCAAGUGCAAAAGACAACGCAAUCGAAGAAGGCCAAAUAA